UGCACACACGUGACCAUCCUGUGUUUAGUCAGUGUAACGCUUGCACUUAAAAGACAAGCAUUUGCUAACUACAUAAGCACUCUUUACACACUUUUAAUGUCAUCUUGACAAAACCGCUGCUCGCAGCUUCGUAUAGCUGAAAGCGGACCAUGGCGGCUGCCAUGAGCAGCAACACAUCCACAACCACGCUUCAGAUCAAGUAUUCCAGUAUCGAGCAUACGCGGAAACGCAUAGACCCUCGGAGGAGACAAGCCGCGCUGUCUUUUCUCAGUAACAUUUCUUUGGAUGGUCGACCCGUGCAAGAUGAUGCCGACAAUCAGAUCGAAGAGGAUAAUUCAAUUGAGGCCAGGACUAGACAGAGCCUGGUUUCCACAGCAGAGCGCCCGCUGUACGCGGUUGGAAGUGGCGCUGCGGUAGCAACCCCCACCGCCGCCCAGGCACUCGCUAUUGCAAACCAGGCUCUGAUUGCUAACACCCGAGCCAGUUUAGGGAUUGGUCCCUCCGCUGCAGCUCCAGCAUGUACAGAUCCGGAAGGGGAUGCUUUCGGUCCUUCGAUUUUCAGUUCGUCCUUCUCUGUAGUACCAGCCGCGACUAGAGGCAGGCUCCAAACCUACACUCAGGGAGUCGUGCCUGCUGCCCACCCUAGGCAGGCUUCCCAGGUCUGCUGUCUGGAGGGAGGACAAAUUGCCAACUCGGGACUGGAACUGCAGAGAUCAAGACGGAGGCUCAUCUCUCAGCGUUCCUCCUUGGAGACACUGGAAGACAUUGAGGAGAACGCCCCUCUGCGCAGAUGCAGAACCCUCUCAGGUUCACCCCGACCAAAGAGCUUCAAGAAGGUUCACUUCAUCAAGAACAUGAGGCAACAUGAUAUGCGCAAUGGAAGGAUAGUCCUAAUCAGUGGCAGAAGAUCCCUUUAUAGUGUAUUUUCUGUCCUGCCCUAUCGAGAUUGUAGCCAAGCAGGGGAUGUGAAACUGGAAAGCGGGCGGCAGCGGCACCCCUCGGGCGGGGUCAGUGCCAAGGAGAUGGUGAUCGGGCUGGAGGGAGUGGAGCUCGGGGCCGACGGAAAGACUGUGUCGUACACCCAGUUCCUGUACCCCACCAACGCCCUGGGCAGCGGUCGCAGGAACACCAUAGACUCCGUGUCGUCCUUCACUCAGUCUCGUAACGUCAACCACCGCAGUCUCAGCCUGGCCCGGGCCAACAGCAACCAGAGCAGCAUCGACACGGGGAACGACCUGGGGGACUUGAUCCGGGAGUACGACCCUAAUCUGUUGGAUGAUCCCCAGUGGCCGUGUGGGAAGCACAAGAGAGUCCUAAUCUUCCCCUCAUACAUGACUACAGUCAUAGAGUACGUCAAGCCUUCUGACCUCAAAAAGGACAUGAACGAGACAUUCAAGGAGAAGUUCCCCCACGUACGGCUGACCCUCAGCAAAGUCCGGAGUCUGAAGAGAGAGAUCCGUAAGUUGGCCCAGGAGGAGUGUGGCUAUGAGGAACCCACCGUAGCCAUGGCCUUCGUCUACUUCGAGAAGCUGGUCCUCCAGGGGAAACUCAACAAGCAGAACCGCAAACUCUGUGCCGGCGCCUGCGUCCUGCUUGCCGCCAAGAUCGGCGGAGACCUCAAGAAGCACGAGGUCAAGCAGCUCAUAGAUAAACUGGAGGAGAGGUUUCGUGUGAACAGGAGGGAGUUGAUAGCCUUUGAGUUCCCUGUGUUGGUGGCCCUGGAGUUCAACCUGCACCUGCCUGAGAACGAGGUCAUGCCACACUACAGACGCCUCGUCCAGACCUCCUAGCAUUAGUGACCCAUCAGGAGAGCACCCACACCCAGCCCUCCUGAUCCAGGACCAGGAGACCCACCCUACUGGACCACCCCACCUCACCGAGUCCCACGACCAGCUGGUCUCCCUGCAGCCUGGAGAUCCAUAGGGUUGGAGCUCCUCUACACUCUACUGCAGGCCACAUUCAUAUGUACAUUUUCAGAUCGAGACUUGAAAGCAGCCAAAGUUACCCAUAUUUUUACUUCAACAUUCUUCUCAGACUUUUACUUCUACUUUCUUUAACACUAUCUACACAUUCAAAAGAUUGGUAGAUGAAAGUUGGCGAAAGCUGUUCAUAACAAUUAAUUUUUUGUUGUUGUAAUCCUUGCUUGGCAUGUUUUGGUUGCCUUAUGAUUGUCGUGGAGAAUGACGCAAACCUGUCGCGUGGCCAAUUUUGACAGGACUGUUAUCCCAGUAACUCUGUGCUUUUUGAAAAACGUUUUCCAGUCUCUCCUCGCUAGAAGUGCACUUUUUGAAUAUUGCAGACAUGGAUAGAGGCCAUUUUCGGAGACUCUUGACUGGGUGAGGGUUGUGAAACAAACUCAUUCGGAUCAAUUUGAGUUGACUUAAACCCCGGAAGGGAAGUUGAUCUAAAUAGCUUUCAAUAUAUUUUCUAAUCCUUUUCCUUUUUCUGUUUCCCAGCCACCAAUCCCACGAUCCGCAUGACAAUUUAUUGACAACCUUUUCGAUUGCAAAAAACUUACAGAUUUAAUAGGAUUUUAUACGGUACAUUAUUCAGUACAUUUAAGUAUUCUUCUUGUUUUCUACCUGUUGAGUGCUUGCUUUGGACAUUAUGUAAAUGGGACCACUCUUAUCAUUUAAUGUGUAAUCUCCUGUGCUCUAUGUUAGAGUGUAUCAUCGGCACGUUUCCAGUGCUUUACUGGAGUGGGUGGAAAGGUAUCAGAAGUAGGGCAUGAUGUUGCCAAUGCUACAGCUCUGAUCUUGAAACUGAACUUGAAUAGCGUCAUAAUCAAAAUAUCUGUCAAGACUUGACUAAGUGUUUGAUAUGGCAUGUGAUGAAUUUGUCACGGUCACAAUAUGAUUGUGCCAUCUGUCUUUUAUGACGAGUGGUUCCAGUUCUAAGGUCACCAUUGUUAUGGUCCCAGUCAGUAUUAAAUAGAACAUUGUUGCCCUGCCCGCCUGUAGGGAAAAUAACCUUGGCUCACAGCAAAAACUUGACCUUUUUUCAAACACAAUUUUCUUGUUGUCUGCUUGAUUUUGUCAAUUACAAAAUAACAUAUGGAUGACUUUUCAACAUUGCGUUCUCACUACUUAGAAAAUCGUAAUAUUGUAGGGCUUCCCUCAUGCCCCUUUUCAUGAAGGUGCUAAUGUUAGCAACGUGAGUGCUAGCUAGCUACCAACCAGAACAUUAAACUAGCCAAGACCAACAACACAAACAAACGGACUAUAAAGCUACAAGUAGUGAUUGUAGUUACACACGGACUACACUACAUUAGUUAAAUGUCUUUCUUACCUGUGAUGAAAUGUUUUCCAAACAAAUGGCUAUGUGUAGCCUACUUGGACACUGGGUCACCACAAUUUCCCAUACUCCCACACUGAAUAGUCUGAAGCCACGGGGCUCUUCUCGCAUGCUCUAUUUCCCUACGUGGGAGCAUUGCAAACCGUAUGUCGGGAUUUACCUGGUUACAUGUACAUAAGCAUGUACAGCGGAUUCGGAAUGUAUUCAGACCCCUUUACUUUUUCCACAUUUUAUGUUACAGCCUUAUUAUCAAACUGAUCCUCAAUCUACGUAAGUAUUCAGACCCUUUACUCAGUACUUUGUUGAAGCACCUUUGGCAGCGAUUUCAGCCUCAAGUCUUCUUGAGUAUGACGCUACAAGCUUGGCACACCUGUAUUUGGGGAGUUUCUCCCAUUGUCCUCUGCAGAUCCUCUCAAGCUCUGUCAGGUUGGAUGAGGAAUGUUUCUGCACAGCUAUUUUCAGGUCUCUCCAUAAAUGUUCAAGUCCGGGCUCUGGCUGGGCCAUGCAACGACAUUGAGACUGUCCUGAAGCCACUCUUGCAUUGUCUUGGCUGUGUGCUGAGGGUGUCCCAUUGAAAGGUGAACCUUUAUCCUAUUCGGAGGUACUGAGUGUUCUGGAGCAGUUUUUCAUCAAGUAUCUCUCUGUACUUAGCUCCGUUCAUCUUUCCCUCGAUCCUGACUAGUCUCCCAGUGCCUGCUGCUGAAAAACACGGUGAAACACGGUGAAGCUGCCACCACCAUGCUUCACCGUCAGGAUGGUGCCAGGUUUCUUCCAGACGUGACUCUUGGCAUUCAUCCCAAAGAGUUCAAUCUUGGUUUCAUCAGACCAGACAAUCUUGUUUCUCAUGGAUUGAGUCUUUCGGUGCCUAUUAGCCAGCUCCAAGCAGGCUGUUCUGUGCCUUUUACUGAGGAGUGGCUUCAGUCUGGCCAUGCUAUCAUAAAGGCUUGAUUGUUGAAGUCUUGCAGAGAUGAUUGUCCUUCUGGAAGAUUGUCCCAUGUCUACAGAGACAUGUGGAGCUGUGUCAGUGACUAUCAGGAUCUUGGUAAUCUUCCUGUCCAAGGCCCUUCUCCCCCGAUUGCUCAGUUUGGCCUGGCGGCCAGCUCUAAGAAGAGUCUUGGUGGUUUCAAACUUCUUCCAUUUAAGAAUGAUGAAGGCCACUGUGUUCUUGGGGACCUUCAAUGCUGCAGAAAUGUUUUGGUACACUUCCCUAGAUCUGUGCCGUGACAAAAUACUGCCUCGGAGCUCUACAGACAAUUCCUUCGACCUCAUGACUUGGUUUUUGCUCUGACAUGCACUGUCAACUGUGGGACCUUAUAUAGACUGAUAUGUGCAUUUCCUAAUCAUGUCCAAUCAGUUGAAUUUACCACAGGUGGACUCCAAAUUGUAGAAACAUCAAGGAUGAUCAAUGGAAAUAGGAUGCAAUUUUGAGUCUCAUAGCAAAGAGUCUGAAUACUUAAGGUAUUUCUGUUUUAAUUUUUAAAUACCUUUGCAAAAAUUUCAAAAAAUUGAUUAUGGGGUAUUGUGUAGAGAAUAAAAAAGUAUUUUAGAAUAAGGCUGUAACAUAACAAAAUGUGGUAAAGUCUAGGGGUCUGAAUACUUUCCGACUGCACUCUACGUAAGAAUUUCGCUACACCAGUGAUUACAUCUGCAAAUUUGAUCGAACAACACAGCAGCUUUUCGGCACGUUUGUUAUUUCUUGAUAACAAAAAAAUCUACGACGAAGUUCUCUUUUACAGUAGGGGUCAAUGGGAAAGAAUGUUUGUUUUCUCCAAUUUGUGGCGUGGUCGAGGGGAAUUCCUUCUUAUGACAUGAAUACUGACUCGGAAUAUGUUCAUGCUAUUUUGGUGACAUCAUAGCAGUGUUACCAAGAGUUUCUCUUGAAAAACAGGAAAGUAUUGUUUGUUUUAUCAGAUCAAAAUCGUUUUUGUCUUUUGAACACUGUCUGAUUUUAAUCGAAUUGUAGUCAUUUUAAUUAUACAGAGAAGAUGGAUAGUGCUGAAAUCAGGGUGAAAUACUAUUGUUAGAUGUUUUGAUUUCUAAACCCAAAGAAUGUUGUAGGAUACACACUUUUUUUAUGGUUUGGCAGAAAGCUCAUGGUCAACAACACCAGAAUACACGUGUGUAUGUUUGUAAAUAUACUGCCUUGCUUGUUCAAUUAAAACAAGAUUCCUGAAAUGUGA
This is a messenger RNA of Oncorhynchus masou masou (cherry salmon), 5474 nucleotides long. RefSeq names its product CDK5 and ABL1 enzyme substrate 1-like. The record is from RefSeq and is a predicted model, not a curated record. Gene Ontology annotation, cellular component: cytosol. The transcript is spliced from 10 exons. Gene Ontology annotation, biological process: nervous system development; regulation of cell cycle. NCBI's taxonomy places the organism in Eukaryota, Metazoa, Chordata, Actinopteri, Salmoniformes, Salmonidae. Bases 150 to 1790 code for a protein of 546 amino acids.